AAACAAAAUAUCACACGCAAAAAAGUUCAAUCCCAAAUAGUCAAAUCUUUCUCCUCCCGCAUUCGUUGCUUUGAUUUCUCAACCCAAAUCCGAAGCAUUCUGUCGGAAAAAUGGAAUUCUCCGGCUGCCUUAAAACCGACCUUACGCUGGGCUUACCCGGCGGAUGCGGCGGCGCGCCGCCCAAGCCCGGCUCCAAGCGCGGGUUUAGCAACAUGGUGGAUUUGAAACUCGGUGCAAGUUGCGAUCACGACGAAGUUAGCAUCUCGACACCGCCUCCAACAAAGGCGCAAGUUGUGGGGUGGCCGCCGGUGAGAUCUUACCGAAAAAAUAUGAUGAAGAGCUGCAAAUAUGUGAAAGUGGCUGUUGAUGGAGCUCCAUAUUUGAGGAAAGUUGAUCUUGAAAUAUAUUCUAGUUAUAAACAACUCUUGGCUGCUUUGGAGGAGAUGUUUACAUGCUUAACCAUUUGUAAUGUAAUGAAUGAGAGGAAGAUCAUAGAUUCUACAAAUGGGAUAGAAUAUGUGCCUACUUAUGAGGAUAGAGAUGGAGAUUGGAUGUUGGUUGGAGAUGUUCCUUGGAAUAUGUUUGUUGAGACAUGUAAGAGAGUGAGAUUGAUGAAGAGUUCAGAGGCUAUUGGAUUAUCUCCUAAAACAUCUUCAAAUGGGUUAAGCAUGAAUUGAUGAAGAAGGAUUCGGCGGCAAUGGAUCUCUUGGUUUAGAGAUUCUUGUGCAUAUAGAGGCGUUUCUUACUUAUUCUAGAUCUUAGGAAUUUAGUUAUAUGUAACAAACUUUUAUUAUAGAUUUUGGUGAUUUAAUUUCACUUUUGGAACUUUGAAAUAUACACCACUUAUUCCAAUAAUAUGUUUGUUAUAGUAGUUUA
This is a messenger RNA of Salvia hispanica, 876 nucleotides long. Its product is annotated as auxin-responsive protein IAA17-like. Gene Ontology annotation, cellular component: nucleus. Gene Ontology annotation, biological process: regulation of DNA-templated transcription. The record is from RefSeq and is a predicted model, not a curated record. Lineage: Eukaryota; Viridiplantae; Streptophyta; Magnoliopsida; Lamiales; Lamiaceae.